UCUUUUCACCUUUUGACAGCUUUCGUUUUUAUUAUUCACACCCUCAUUUUCUACUAUAUAUCCCAUUCUUCACCUUUCCUUUUAUUCACAACUUUAUUAAUUUAUUUUUAUUAACAUCAUAUCAUGCCUUCUUCUACCACUUGCUCUAACUAUUUACUACUGCUUUUUAUUCCUCUCCUAAUUUGCAUUCUACCUUCUUCUUCUUCUUCUUCUUCUUCUUCUAACUUCAACCAACACUUUCAAAUUACAUGGGGAGAUGCUCGUGCCAAAAUACUCAACAAUGACCAACUUCUUACUCUCUCUCUCGACAAAGCCUCUGGCUCUGGCUUUCAAUCCAAAAAUCAAUAUCUUUUUGGUAAAAUCGAUAUGCAACUUAAACUUGUUUCUGGCAACUCUGCUGGUACUGUCACUGCCUAUUAUUUAUCAUCAAAAGGAGGUGCCUGGGAUGAGAUUGACUUUGAAUUCUUGGGAAAUUUGAGUGGACAGCCAUACACACUUCACACAAAUGUGUUUAGCCAAGGAAAGGGUAAUAGGGAGCAACAAUUUCAUCUUUGGUUUGACCCUACUGCAGAUUUUCACACCUAUUCCAUCCUCUGGAACCCUCAACUCAUUGUAUUUUCCGUGGAUGGGACACCAAUUAGAGAAUUCAAGAAUUUGGAAUCAAUUGGAGUAGCAUUUCCUAAGAAGCAAGCAAUGAGGAUAUACUCAAGCCUUUGGAAUGGUGAUGAUUGGGCCACAAGGGGUGGACUCAUUAAAACAGAUUGGUCCAAAGCUCCUUUCACUGCUUCUUAUAGAAACUUCAAUGCAGAUAAUGCUUGUAUUUGGAAUAGUGGAAAAUCAUCAUGCACAUCAUCAAAAUCCCCUGCUUCCUCUGCAUCAUGGUUAUCACAAGAGUUGGAUUCAACUGGUCAACAGAGGCUGAGGUGGGUGCAGAAGAACUACAUGAUUUAUAAUUACUGUUCAGAUAAGAAGAGAUUUCCACAAGGUCUUCCAUUGGAAUGCACUCACUCUUAGUCCUAUCUAUAGGACUUCGACUUUAUGUAUCAUAUCAUUCUUUUAUUUUAUGUCUUAUAUUCAAUCCUUGUUUCUUUGUAUUACUAUUUAUUUAUUUUUUCAUUUCCAAUGUAAAAUAUCACGUGUUGUUGUAGCUAGAUCACCUUUGUAACUACACAUUAUAUAACAGUUAUUUUAUUUUUGUCAUA
Messenger RNA from Cicer arietinum (chickpea), 1202 nucleotides. RefSeq names its product probable xyloglucan endotransglucosylase/hydrolase protein 23. Gene Ontology annotation, biological process: cell wall biogenesis; xyloglucan metabolic process. NCBI's taxonomy places the organism in Eukaryota, Viridiplantae, Streptophyta, Magnoliopsida, Fabales, Fabaceae. Gene Ontology annotation, cellular component: apoplast; cell wall. Gene Ontology annotation, molecular function: xyloglucan:xyloglucosyl transferase activity; hydrolase activity, hydrolyzing O-glycosyl compounds. The record is from RefSeq and is a predicted model, not a curated record.